This is a messenger RNA of Hypoxylon trugodes, 4016 nucleotides long. RefSeq names its product flavin-containing amine oxidoreductase-domain containing protein. The transcript is spliced from 2 exons. Bases 296 to 3574 code for a protein of 1092 amino acids. NCBI's taxonomy places the organism in Eukaryota, Fungi, Ascomycota, Sordariomycetes, Xylariales, Hypoxylaceae. The record is from RefSeq and is a predicted model, not a curated record. Gene Ontology annotation, molecular function: protein binding; oxidoreductase activity.
UACCCAUCUGCUUUUGAUAGAUCCCCCCCAAAUCGGAUGAGGCGAUUCCAUGUAUGAAAGAUAUAUCGACUAACAAGACUCCCUAGAGUCCGAUCCCCAUAUUGCCGUCGACUUACAACGGUCACAGUGACCUUUCAGUAAUAAUUACCUACCUAUUCAAGAGAUACCUAACAAUUCAAUGGGAAUCUCAACCAAGCUCUCCCACACACGAAUUCUAGACGACAUCUCUCAUACCCAUAUAUCGAUGCAUGGGCAACACCUUUAGCCACCGCCUAGGUUCCUGAGUUUGCCAGCUAUGAGAAGUGCUCAGGAGACCUUGUUGGAGGAGGGCAAUUGUAUUGGAUCAGGACCUUUAAUGGAUUUGGAGGAAUUGGAUCGUCAUCUAUCAAUAUUGGCUUCUUCGACGGAUAGUACUAAGACUCGACCCGCGGCCCUACUCGCGGAAUCGUGCACUUCACAAACCAACGCCGAACCAUCUACAAGAGAAACUCCCAGAACGGAAUCAGAAAUUGUCGUUCGAAUUGACGAUAUGGACAUUCGCGCGGGCAACACGGCGCCUACCUCCGUAUCACGAGAGGAUGAUUCUACCAUGUCUCAUCGAGAUCAAUCAGCGAUGAACACCUCAACGCUCCAUGGAGCUCACGGGAGUUCACUCGAGUCCCCAGAAUCUGCCGUCUCAGACCCCUCAGACUUGACAUCACUCCCUUCGACGUCGUUGGCCUCAAGUAAAGCGACGACACCGAUUGAUGUAGACAGAUCAGAAGCAUUCCCAAUCUACAGUAAUCCUAUUUCCGGGACAAAAAGACGAACGUUCCACACCCGACCGCGAAUAUCUAUUCCGACAGAUGUCGCUCCGUACGACUAUGCCAACCAAUGCAUAGCCGCGGCCGAGUCCUCUAAACUAAACCCUUACGCUUUACAUCAGGACGAGUACUUGAUGUUGCGACAUCACCUGAGCCACUUUCAGGUGACCACUUAUCUGAACAUCCGAAACGGCAUUUUACGGCUAUGGUUGAACAACCCUCGAGUCGGCGUCUCUCACAAGGAGGCUAUCGGAUGCGCGAAAGACCCCCGUUGGUUUGACACCGCUAAUGUAUGCUACGACUGGCUCGUCCGUUCUGGACAUAUCAAUUUCGGUUGUCUGGAACUUCCAUCCAAAGACCAACCGAAAAAGGCAAACCCGAGUAAGAAGGGGAAGACCAUUGUCGUCAUCGGCGCUGGCAUGGCCGGACUUGGUUGCGCGAGGCAAUUAGAGAACCUAUCUCGGCAAUACGCUGAACAAUUCCAAGAAUCAGGAGAGGAGGCUCCCCGGGUAAUUGUCCUCGAGGGCCGAAAUCGUGUCGGCGGUCGCGUGUACUCACGUGCUCUUGACGACAGCCAAAGUCAGCAUCUGAUCGGAUUUAAAGGUCGUCGGCACAGUGUUGAAUGCGGUGGCAUGAUCAUCACUGGGUUUGAACGAGGCAACCCAUUGAACGUUCUAGUCAGAGGGCAGAUGGGUUUGCCAUACUACGCUUUGCGAUCAGAAACUACACUUUACGAUUCAAACGGUAAGGCUGUCGACGAGGUGCGAGACCGUCUCGUCGAGAAGCUCUACAAUGAUUGCCUCGAACGAGUGAGCGACUACAAGUUUAAGAACCCACCAUCCAAGCUCAUCGAAGGCAACAGAGACCUGAUGGAUGAGGGCCGAGAUAGUUCGUCUGACGGUCAGAAGUCAAUUGCUCAGGUUGAAGAAGCUGCGGCUGCCCUUCCUCAGGCACCGCCGGUUUCGCAGCAGAGCCUAGGCCCAGAAGUAAGUCUCGUCCCCGUCUCUACGGACCGUGCGACCGGUAGGACACAUGUCGAACCAGGCACCCCAGCUGCAUUAAGGGCCGCCUAUAAAGCGCGCUUGAUGGGUUGGGCGCUUAAAGAUGGAGUGUCCGAAGAUCACGACUUAGACCUAGACGCAGCAGCCAAGGCUCCUAACGCUACCCUUGGCUCUGUCAUGGAUGAAGCAAUUACGCAGUACAAGAACAUCGUCGACCUUACUCCUCAAGAUUUUAGACUCAUGAAUUGGCACAUAGCCAAUCUUGAGUAUAGCAACGCUACGAAUUACAACCAACUCAGUAUUGGAGGCUGGGAUAUUGAUGCCGGCAACGAGUGGGAGGGUAAACACACUAUGGUGGUCGGUGGUUACCAAACUGUUCCUUGGGGUCUAGCAAAUACACCCUCGCGAUUAGACCUCCGAAAGAAGGCUGCCGUCAAGAAGAUAUCUUAUGACCCUGAAGGGUUAGGCGCUGCAUCUGUUGAAUGUGAGGACGGCUCUAUCAUUGAAGCGGACCACGUCGUUUCGACCAUACCUCUUGGAGUUUUGAAACACGGCAAUGUCGAAUUCAAUCCACCUUUACCGUCUUCAAAGAAGGAUGCUAUUGGUCGUCUAGGUUAUGGCAUCUUGAACAAGAUCAUUCUUGUCUACUCAGAGGCCUUCUGGGACACCAGUAGAGAUAUCUUUGGUUGUCUUCGUACACCAAACUCUCGUCAUAAUCUCAAGCAGACCGAGUAUGCCUCCCAACGUGGUCGCUGCUUCCAAUGGUUUAACGUAUCAAAUACAAGCGGCAUCCCCGUCCUCAUCGGUCUCAUGGCUGGUGAUGCUGGCUUUGAUACUGAGCAUACUAAGAAUGAUGAACUUGUUGCCGAGGCCACCGAAGUUCUUCGUAGCGUGUAUGGGGAUAAAGUCCCACAACCAGUCCAGUCUAUCGUCACACGCUGGGGUUCUGAUAGGUUUGCACGAGGCUCUUAUUCUUCUGCUGGACCUUCUAUGCGUCCGGAUGACUACCAGGAAAUGGCAAAGUCUGUCGGCAACCUAUUUUUCGCCGGUGAACACACUACUGAGACGCACCCUGCUACGGUGCACGGCGCUUACUUAACCGGCCUACGGGCAGCUUCGGAGGUCAUGAAUGCCAUGCUCGGACCCAUUGAGGUCCCUACUCCGCUAGUGUUGCCCAAGGACUUGAGUUCCCCUUUGCAACAGUCAUUGACGCAACAACCAUUGAAACGCAAAGAGCCCAGUGACGGCUCGUUACCGCCGUCUCCAAAAUCUACUAAACUAGUUCGCGUAGAUGCUUAUGAAAUUGCUGCUACUCAACAUGUCGUAGCGCAAAUCGGCGAGCGACCCUGGAGGCCUCAGAAGGUUGUCGCGAACGCUUAUAUGCUAUACAGCAAGAAGUUCUUCGAGACAGCGCGUAAGCGUUGCGAAGAAGGUCGACGACCGAAUAAGGGCAAGCCGUCGCCGAAUGAGGUUCGAGUCAUGACUAGUAAGAUGUGGAAAGAAGCCACUCCCGAGGAGCGAAAGCCCUACGAAGAGCAGGUCGCUGAAAUGAAGCAAAGGUUCAACGAAGCGGUCAAAGCUUGGGAAGAUAAAGUUAAGGAGUGGGAUCGCCGGAAUGCUGAGAUCAGAGCGGAGUAUGAGAAGGAGCAUAAACCCGUGCUUAAAGAUGAUGAGGGAAGUCCUGCUAGUGAGAGUGGACGCGAGAGGCGGCGCGCGAAGGUCAGCAAUUAUGCUGAGAGUGAGGGGAGUGAUGUCGACUUGGGCUCGUGAGACUACAGCAUCGGCGCGGUAAUCUUGCAUCAGCCUUGAAGUUUCAUGCUCUUGAAUCAGAGCAUACGAUAUGGAAGUCAUCACCAAAGAGGAUACACCGGUUGCAAGGAAAGAAGGUGGUGUACAAAAGCUUCACAAGGCGCUUUUUUAGAUCUAUUAUUUUUGUUUUGUUUUUCCUCGUUUCUGGCACCGAAACGUAUAGGAAGGAUGGGGGUUCAUCAUCAUAUUCAUCUAGGCGUAUGGAAGGGGUCUUUGCAUCACAAGUACAUAGUCAUAGGGUGAGAAAGGGGGGCGUUGUGGUGGUGUAGCAUGGGUUCUUUGCUUAUCUGCUUUUUUUGCUUCGUUACGGCGAAGAGUUAAAUAUCAGUUAGGUGCCUGGCUAGAUGCUCCUCGCGGAGAUGGGCUGGGCUGAAAAAGCGAAAAUACAUAUAAAGUUAAUUAA